Desarmillaria tabescens is the source of this 1963-nucleotide messenger RNA. RefSeq lists its product as uncharacterized. The transcript is spliced from 4 exons. NCBI's taxonomy places the organism in Eukaryota, Fungi, Basidiomycota, Agaricomycetes, Agaricales, Physalacriaceae. Bases 180 to 1880 code for a protein of 566 amino acids. The record is from RefSeq and is a predicted model, not a curated record.
UGUUAAAUCCAAUGCCGGUGUACACGAUCAGCUAAAUUCGGCAUUUCCCUUGUUCUGAGCUUGCUUUGUUCGACGCUCUUGUAGAUAAGAAUGCAGCAACACGCUCACCACGGGUUCUUCAGUCGCAUUGACCUUCAUUCCAUCUGCUAUUGAGCUGAAGAUUAGCUUUUCACUUUAGAAUGGACGCACUAAAGGAGUCGGCUCUCAGUGGCUCAGGCGACGCCCUCGUUCAACUGGGAGAAACCGCCCGCGAUGACCCUACUGUGUUCCCUCACCUCAUUCAAGUCAUUCGCGUGUUCCUAAACUACUUGCGUCUACCAGGGACCGCGGACAUCUCAUCUCCUGAAGAGUUCUUCACAUUGUUGGACAGAACGACGUGCUUUUUCCAUGGGCUUAAUGUCGCUCUUCAAUCACCUCAGGCUUUCGAACAUUCCAAAAUGGCGGGACUACUGAUCACUUGUCCCAAGAUAUACCUCUGGGCUGUCAAGUUUCUCCAUCAUUAUUUUAUCGACGCGAAUCUCCCCGUUUCUAACCUGGCCGUGUCCGCAACUGCGGUUCGGAUCGUGGAGCUCCUCAACACCCUGUCCGCCGACCCUGAUUACUGCGAUAAGAUGCGAAAUACCAAUGGUUUCGUUUUUUCGAUGACCACGUUGUGGAUGUACGGCAUUCGAGCGGGACGGGGUUUAAUCGAGGAAAUUGUUAGGAUGACCAUGGUACACAUCCUUCAGAAGCGCACUCUCGAUAACGAGGUUUCAGAUGCUUUGAACCGGGUUCCGAACAAUAUCGUAGAAGAAAUCUGCGCUCGCGUCGUUGCCAGUGAGCGAGACCCAGACCCGGACUAUGAUGCGGGCAUCAUGUUCCUGGUCAUCAGCACGAUGUGUUCUCGUUCGUUCACCCGAGCUUUCAUCUCGUGUGGCUCUGUAUCAUGGAUCUGUCGACGGAUUGCCAGCAUCCCAGCAAGGACGGCAGGAGACGGUGUUCCCGACGGACCGGCCGGCUACGCCAAACUGUUUCAAGUCUCGUUAGUCUACUUGCAGCGAGCGCUUAAGGAGGGUGCUGGCCGGAUAAUCGAAGGUCUGGACGCUGAUGUGAUUCCGAUGCUCUUAAAGGUCCAGUCAAGGUUGGACGCCGAUGACAGGGAGGCGGCUCUCGUUCCGUUGCUACAUUUGAUAACGUCAUACACACUCUAUCGCAACGUACUUGUCAAGGUCUGGAAGGUCGUAUACAUGUCCGACUUGGAACCUGGUAUAUCUGAUGCGGGACCGAUUGGCAAUGGUUGGAAGAUACUGAAGGAGACAACAGAGACGCGUUGGGAGAUACUCAAGGACUACUUGGCUUCUGGCCGCGAACUGACAAGGUGCUCGUACUCCGCUUGCCCUCCCCCUGAUGAAGGCCCCAAGCGCGCACUCAGACGCUGCGAAGGCUGCCGUUUCGAGUACUAUUGCUCGAAAGAGUGUCAGAAAUUGGAUUGGCGUGACGGGCAUAACGAAGUCUGUCGAACCAUACAAUCUUGUCUUAAAGGCCUGCCCAUGCUCAUGUCAAAGCGCGAACGACAUUUUGCCUAUGCCAUUAUCGACAAAGAUAUCGAGGCUAACGCUCAGCUCAUCCAAGAUCUGAAGUUGGAAAAGAUGAGGGGAGCGUAUGAUCCAACUGACUUGCUCACUGUCACGGAUUACACGCUGGUUCCAAGGAAGUUGUAUGUCAUCACGGAUGAAGAGUUCCGCAAAUCUGAAAACCUACCUACUGAGAAGUGGGAUGCUGCUUUGGAGCUCGCGAAGGAAUCCGGCAAGGAUUUGGUUCUUUCUAUGAUUCCACAAGGAACAAAGGCGCAAGCGUUGCUGGAUAUGUACCCAUUUGAUUUCAACGCGAUCGUGACUUAAGCAGAGAGUCGUGUAGCUGAGGCGAAUAUUGAUAUGGCAAGGCAAUGGAUUGUAGACAUAUUCUACUGCCUGAUGUACUCUCU